Molecule: messenger RNA, 273 nt
Organism: Cooperia oncophora
Lineage: Eukaryota; Metazoa; Nematoda; Chromadorea; Rhabditida; Trichostrongylidae
Source: the annotation of a GenBank genome assembly
AUGCUGGUAUUCACGCUCGCGAAUGGGCCGCCGUUCACACAGGAAUGUACUUCAUCAAUCUCAUUGUCAACAACCGUGAAGACGAUCCAAAAAUACGUGGCUACCUGGAAAACCUUGUUAUCUACAUCUUCCCCGUUCUCAAUCCAGAUGGCUACGAGUACACGAGAACUGAUAAGACCAACCCGAGAGCCCGAAUGUGGCGCAAGUCCAGGUCAGCAAAAGCGUGCGCCUUCGACGGCAUAUCCAACGCUUGUUGUCAAGGUGUCGAUCUGA